Rubroshorea leprosula is the source of this 1901-nucleotide messenger RNA. Lineage: Eukaryota; Viridiplantae; Streptophyta; Magnoliopsida; Malvales; Dipterocarpaceae. The record is from the annotation of a GenBank genome assembly.
UAUCUUCCUUAAGAGGGCUUCCAUCUCUUAGGAUUCUUGAUUUGCGUAAAAACAAAUUAAAAGGAAUACUAAAUGUUGAAGGUAGAUCAAUUGUUUCACUUAUUUUUUGUUUUCAUCAAUCAUUUUAUAUCCUUCUAAUGAAAUCUUGUUUCUUUUCCCUCAUUGUAAUUUAAUUGAUUUCAUUUUGCCCUGUGACUGCUAGAAUUAGUUGGUUUAAACAAGUUGAAGGAGCUAGACUUAAGCAACAAUAAUGUGGAAAGUUUUGUGGCUCCAAAAGGUACUGAUAGAAGUAGAAUGUGUGGUUAUGAUGAGGCCUUGUCAUUCUAUUCCUUUCAUCAAAAAAUACCCUAAAAGAAUUAGCAAACUUGAUCCAUUAGUUUCAUACUCAUAAAUUUUUUUGAUGAAACAAUAAACUUUGUUGCAGGUAUUAAAAGACCACUGAGCCUAAGUAAUUUGGAAGUGCUUCAUUUGUAUGAUAAUUCUUUCAGUAACAAAACUUUAUCUUCCCUAAGAGGGUUUUCAUCUCUCAAGAGUCUUGAUUUGAGUAUGAACAAAUUAAAAGGACUACUAAAUAUUAAAGAAUUAGUUGCUCUAAACAAUUUGAAGGAGCUGGAUUUAAGCCGCAAUGAAGUGGAAAGUUUUGUGGCUCCUGAAGGUACACAUGUUCAAACUAGAAAGUUGGUUAUAAUGAGGCCUAGUCAUCUUGUUCCUUUCAUCAAUAAAUCCCUAAAAGAAUUAGAACACUUAACCCAAUAGUUUCAUACUAGUAAAAUUUUUUAUUGAACUAUAAUUUACUUAUGCAUCAAUAGAGAAACAUUUCGCUCAAGCUCAAGUAGAACUUUUAAGGCCAUGUUUACAAUCGCUACUAUGGAGCAUAUGUCCUUUUCAAAAGAUCAUGAGUUUGCUACAAGUUCACAUCUCUGCAACUUUAAAGCUUAUCUUGAUCCCCUCUUUUGCUUGUAGAUACAAGAAGUUCAAGUGUGUUAGAAGUCCUAUAUCUAAGUGAGAACAACAACACUUGUGGAAGCUGUCUAGUACAGUCAAUCAGGGCAUUCCCUUUAAUUAGGACCCUUGAUCUUACUUACAGUACAUCUAUAGAACCAGUGAUUGCUAUAGAGCAUGUCAUAUGUUUACAAUGGAAGCAUCCUUCGUUACAUGUCAGGUAUUGAUUUAUCUUGCAACCAGCUCACGGGAAGGAUCCCACUUGAAAUUGGGUACUUGAAUGAGAUACAUGCACUAAACUUGUCACACAACAAGCUAAUAGGACCAAUUCCCUCUACAUUUUUAAACCUUAAGCAGAUUGAAAGUUUGGACCUCUCCUAUAACAAUUUGAAUGGGAGAAUCCCCCCUCAGUUGAUUGAGCUAAACACCCUAGCUGUGUUUUCUAUUGCACACAACAACUUAUCAGGACCAAUCCCUGAUCAAAAAGCUCAGUUUGGGACCUUUGAUGAAAGUACCUAUGAAGGAAAUCCUUUCCUCUGUGGAGCGCCACUACAAAUCAACUGCACCAAAAUUGAAUCACCAUCAGUGACCAAUGUCUCCAAUUAUGACAGAGAAAACAAUGGUUUUAUUGACAUGACUGUUUUCUACUGGACCUUUAUGGUGGCUUAUGUUGCAAUCUUGAUGGCAAUCACAGCAGUUCUACACAUAAAUCCUUAUUGGAGACGGAAAUGGUUUUACUUCAUUGAAGUUUGCAUCACUUCUUGUUACUGCUUUGUUCUGGACAACUUUUGUUAGUUUUCUAAAACAAUCAUUUAACCUUUGUAGAGUCAAGACUCAAGAGUGACCAAUAAUCAAAAUUGUAAGAGAAAAUGAGUAUUCAUGGGGUAGACUUCCAUUCAAAUGAUCUUAAUGCAAGCUUUGAUAUUGAAGUUUCGCACUAAUAAAGUUCAUCACACUAA